Messenger RNA from Baudoinia panamericana UAMH 10762, 864 nucleotides. RefSeq lists its product as uncharacterized. Bases 44 to 799 code for a protein of 251 amino acids. The record is from RefSeq and is a predicted model, not a curated record. Lineage: Eukaryota; Fungi; Ascomycota; Dothideomycetes; Mycosphaerellales; Teratosphaeriaceae. The transcript is spliced from 4 exons.
UUAGUACUCAGUCUCCAGCCCGAGCAAUAACGUAAUCACACCCAUGGGACAACGUCUCAUUGUGGAAGGCUUUCACGCGGAGCUGAAGGCGGCAAUUGCUCGUGUAGCGAAGCUUGAAAGCGAAGUCGAAGACCGUGACCAGCAGAUUGUUCGCCUGAACGCCUCGCUCAAAUGCAGUCCGACUUCCGGUGCAAGCGGUAUCGCUGACAACCACAGAGAUCAGCGCGACCCGGACGAUGCAGCCAUUACCGAUGUUUCGCUGAAGAGCAAGCUUGCGGCCGCUUGCAAGCGCAACGAAGAGCUAGAGUCUCUUCUAGCGCUCAGCCGGGAUGAGGCGCUGUGUAUGGACGAAGACGUGCCCACGUCGAAGCACAAUGCUGAUAUCAAAAAUGGUGGUGAUCAGAACAUCGAGCUUUUGAAGCAGAUCUCAACUCUGCAGAACCUGCAAUCUCAGUUGCGCGAUGUCAAAGCUGAGCUUGCAACGUACAAGACAGCGGAGGCAGCAUUGAGAGAGCAACUCGGAAAGAUUAAGAACCUCACCGGCACCAUUGCCGCUAUGCAAAUAAGCAACAGUGGUCUCACUGACAAGCUAGACAAGGCUACCAAGAAGCACGAGCGUGUCAGCGAAAGGCUUGCGGGCCGCGAGACACAGGUCCAGCGUCUGCGAGGUCAGUUGCCGAGAGAGAAGGAGGCGAGAAGCGUGGCUGAGACCAAGGCAAAGAGUGGCUGCUCCUCUAAGGCAUGCAAGUCGUGCAAGGUCCGCAAUCCAAUCACUGUCGACCCAAUGGACUGCGAUUAAGACGAUGAAGAGGACUUCAAGCCCGUCAUUGGGAAAACGCCGCAGGCCAUAUGGCUCCCUGCCCA